Molecule: messenger RNA, 5100 nt
Organism: Polychytrium aggregatum
Lineage: Eukaryota; Fungi; Chytridiomycota; Chytridiomycetes; Polychytriales
Exons: 8
Coding region: 108-4940 (1610 amino acids)
Biological process (GO): fatty acid metabolic process
Molecular function (GO): medium-chain fatty acid-CoA ligase activity; phosphopantetheine binding
Source: RefSeq, a predicted model, not a curated record
CGUCUCCCCAGGCUCUGCAGCAAGCAAGCACCGAGCCUCGUCUCGCCCACGGCCCACUCCCCUAUAGACUGCCCACUACAACUCACCAUCUUCGACUCUGCGCCAAGAUGUCCUACCCUGCCAAAGAGAUCGAGGCGUCGAUGGACUACGACUGUGUCGUUGACCUUCUGCACGAAUCCAAGGCCCCAGCCGUCGCCUCCACCGACUCUCGAUCGCUGCUCACCCACUCGGCCCUCAAGUCCUUCAUCAUGGGCUGCCCCAUCGGGCCCAUCAAGCCCAAGCCCAACCUGCGAGUCGGCAUUGCCUUGCCCGACAGCCCCGAGCUGGCUGUCUGCCUCAUCACCCUCAUGACCUACUGCACGGCCGUGCCGCUCAGUGUCAGCCUGACGGCCGAAGAAUUCGAGGUCGAGCUCAAGAGCUUGAAGGCGAAAUGCAUGAUUCUGCCCGAUCCCGUCGUCAACCGUCUCGAAGGCCUGGGCAUCCCUGUCUUCCUCCUCACCCCCGAUUCCCUAACAGCUGGUCUGUUUUCGAUUCAAAGCUGCCGCCAGCGCCAGGAACCGCCCAAGGACAACCGGAGAUCGAGGGCCUAUUCGAUGCGACACGAGUACUCGGCUCCCGAGGACGAGGCCAUGCUUCUCCGUACCUCCGGAACCAGUGGCAACAAGAAAACGGUGCCCUAUACCCUGCGCACGCUCCUGGUCGGCGCCAUGUGCGUCGCUCGAUCGUGGGGCCUGAAGGAGGGAGAGGUCAAUCUCAACAUGAUGCCCAUGUACCACGUCGGCGGCAUCGUCCGUAACUGUCUUGCCGUCAUCCUGAGCCGAUCGUGCGUCAUCAUGACCAAGGGCUUCGACCCGGUCGUCUUUUGGGACAUCAUGGAGAACUCGCAGGUGACUCCGACGUGGUAUUUCGCCGUCCCCACCAUGCACCACGCCAUCCUGCAGGAGGGUCGGCAGCGCUUUACCGGUGCCAAGAAGGUGCCCACUUCCAUUCGCAUGAUCUGCAAUGCCGGCGGCGGUCUGCUGCCGUCGCUCGCUGUCGAGCUGCGUGAGUACUUUGGGUGCACUGUCCUGCCGUCCUACGGUAUGACAGAAUGCAUGCCCGCCACCACGCCCCCGCUGAACUACAAGCUCGACCGGCCCGGCACAUCCGGUAUUUCUGUGGGUCCCGAAAUCGCCAUCUUUGACGGCAACGGAGACCGCAUGCCUCUUGGUCAGAUUGGCAACAUUGGUCUCCGCGGCGUGCCCUGCUUUGGCGGCUAUGAAGGCGACGAGGCUGCCACCAAGAAAGCCUUCAACAAGGAGGGCUUCUUCGACACGGGCGAUAUGGGAUACAUGGACAAGGAAGGAUAUCUUUUCAUCACUGGCCGCUCAAAGGAAGUCAUCAACCGUGGCGGUGAGAUUAUCUCGCCCGUCGAGAUCGAGGAUGCCGUCGUCGCCCAUCCGCGAGUCCAGCAGACCCUGGCCUACUCCAUUGCCCACGAUGUGUUGCAGGAGACCAUCGGUGUUGUCAUCGUCUCUGAGCCCGGUGCCCCGCGAGUCGAUCUCAAGGAACUGCAAAACUUUGUUUCAAAGACCCUCCACCCCUCCAAGUGGCCCCAGGCCAUCUGCUAUAUGGACAAACUGCCCAAGAACCAAGGCAACAAGCCCCUCCGUAUUGGCCUGGCAACCCGCCUUGGCAUCAAGGAGAUGACAGACAAGACCCCUAUGUACGACCGUCUCUUUGAAGCACAUGCCCCUCCCGUCACCGCCAGCAUCAAGGAGCCCAUCCCAUCGCGCCUCGUCAUCAUCAACGAGGAGCGAGUCAAGCGCCUGGCCGAGAAGCACCCAGAUGUCAAAGAGGCCGCUGUCCUGCCCAACCCGGACGGCUCCAUCAACCUCUACAUCGGCACUUCGUACACCGGACUCGAUCAGGCCAGCAUCAAGAAGCACAUGGACGGCCGCAUCCACGACUAUGAGCAUCCCAAGAAGGCCAUCUUCAUGCCCAAGCUGCCGCGCUUCUCUGAUGGAGAACUGGACUAUGACGCCCUCGAGAAGAUGGGCAGCGCCAAGGGCGGCGACUCGGAAGGCAUGCCCCCGAUGCAGAAGAUGGUCGCCCAGAUCUUCAAGGAAGCGCUUGAGCUCGACCACAUCCCUGGCGCCGGCGACGACUUUUUCGAGUUGGGUGGCAAUUCGCUGACAGCCGGUCGACUUGCCUCGUUGAUCAGAAAACGCUUCGAUGUCACCAUCGCCGCCAUGAUGUUCUUCCAGAGCCGCACGGUCGAGCAGAUUGCCGGCUUGAUCUCCGAGAUGCUCCCUGCCGACUUUGUUAUGGAAGAGUCCGAGAUGGGCGCCGCCAAGAACCGCCCGCCCCGCCCUCGCAAGCCCAGCCCGGCAAAGUCGUCUGUGGCGCCCGUGACCCUCUUUAUCCAGGCCCUGCCCUUUUUCUUCGGCCCGUGCAAGGUCGUCCUCCAGUGGAUCACGUUCGCCUACGGCCUCAAGCUGCUCGAGUUCAUCUAUGGCAUCUUUUUCGAUCAGCGCCGUACCCCGGCCAUCCGCACGCUCAUGGUCAUCCUGUCGCUGAUUGGCACCAAGCUGUCGUUCUGGACGAUUCUGCCCAUCCUGGGUAUCCUCACCAAGUGGAUCAUCAUCGGUCGCUACAAGGCCGGCAGCUACCCUCUCUGGGGCUCCUAUUACCUGCGCUGGUGGUGGGUCGACCAGGUGCUCAACCUGUGCGGCCACGGCAUCUUUGGCGGCACCAACUUUAGCCGUGUUCUCUACUUGCGGUUGAUGGGUGCCUCCAUCGGCAAGAACGUGCACAUCGACUCCAUGACCAACAUCCGCGAGUUUGACCUCGUUCGCAUCGGCCAUGGCUGUGCCUUUGACACGAGCCGUGUCCGCCCCUUCACCAUGGAGACCGGCAAGAUGGUGCUGAUGCCCAUCCGGAUCGGCCACUACUGCGUCGUCAACGUCAGCACCGUCAUUGCCCCUGGCGCCACCGUGCCAAACAACACCGUCUUCCCGCCCCUGUCGUCCUCGUACGAGCUGGAGGAUGCCUCGACAAAGUACACGCCCCUUUGCCGAACGACAGCGCCCUCGCCCAACCUUUUCGUCAAGGCCCUGCUCGGCUAUCCCAUCCUCUUCCUCGUGUGGUUCAUAUCCUCGAUGCCGUGGAUGUUUGUGCUCAACCGUAUCGCCCAAGUUCCCUUCACUCCCGAUAACUCCCUGACCACAUCCUUUGCCGAGAUCCUGCUCUUUUUCGGCAACCCGGCCCGUGUGGGUCUCCACAUGGCUGCCGUGUGCUGCAACCAAGUUCUCAGCCCGAUCGUUGGCCUGCUAUGCUGCAUCGUCAUCAAGCGUGUCUUUAUCGGCAAGUUCAAGGCCGGGCCGCGCAAGAUCACCCAGCUCAACCUGCUGCGCUACUGGCUCAUGGAGGAGCUGCUCGGCGACGGCACCUUCCGCGGCGUCUCGGCCCUGAUCGGCAAGCACUACGAGCUCACUAGCAUCAUCUACCGCGCCCUGGGCUCCCGCGUCGGCAAGCGCAUCUACUGGCCGGGCACGCCCGUCAAGGUCUAUGAGUUUGAUCUGUUUGAGGUCGGCAACGACGUCGUCUUUGGCUCCCGCUCGCACAUUGCCAACUCGGACCACUUCCAGAGCGCCAAGAUCAUCAUCCGCUCGGGCGCCAUGUUGGCCGAUCGCUGUGUGCUGCUGCCGGGCUGCACCAUCGGCCGUAACUGCGUCAUGGGAUCGGGCGGUCUCGGCAAGGCCUUCACGUACUAUCCGGACGGAUCGAUCUGGAUCGGCUCCAAGAACGGCGGCGCCACUCUCUGGGACGCCGGCGACCCGGUUGCCGCCCGCUCCCAAGACACCCGCACCCCAUUCGCCCGCGCCUUCUAUAUGGGCACGGCCAACUUUUUCGUCCUGCCCGAGGCCAUCUGCAUCCUCUACAGCACCUUCUUCGAGGCCUUCACGGGCUGCUACUGGACGAUGGGCAUCACCGGCGCCGCCAUGAUCGGCCGCAUCGCGGUCAUGCACAACUGGUUCGGCAACAACAUCACCUACCUGUCGUACUUUUGGCCGCUGUUCUUCUUUGCCACCGCGACGGGCACCUUCCAGGUCCUCAGCUUCGGCGCCCUGUUCAUCACCAUCGCCAUGAAGUGGAUGACCAUGGGCAGACGCAAGGUCGGCCGCUACGACUGGGACCUGUCCUCGUACUGCCAGCGCUGGCAGAUCAUGCUGGGAGCACAGUCGAUCCGCCACGGCCUCCUCGAUCGCAUCCGCGGCUCCUGGUACAUUGUUGCCUUUUUCCGGGCUCUCGGCGCCAAGGUCGGCAAGCGUGUGUGUCUGUACCCGACCGGCGGCGAUCCCAUGAUGACCGAGCCCGACCUGACGACCUUUGGAGACGACGUUGCCCUCGACCGGGCCAGUGUCGUGUGCCACAUCAACAGCAAGGGCCAGUUUGCGCUCAACCCGCUGGUCAUCGGCAGCGGCGCCGUGCUCCGGGCCUACUCGCGCCUGCUCUCGGGUGCCGAAAUGGAGGAGGACUCGACCCUCCUCGAGCACACCCUCGUCAUCAGUGGCGACAUUAUCGAGGCCGGCACUGUCUGGCAGGGCUGGCCAUCGUCCGAAGUCACCCCGAAGGCCCCCGUCAUCCCGGCCCGCAAGAACACCGACGGCAAGGCGACGCUUGGCCGAGACGACCGAGCCGGCACCAUUCGCGGCUCUGCUCGCUCCACCAGCCGCGCCGGCACCCCGAACACAGGCUCGGUGACUCGCCAAGGCACACUCCCUCAUCGCGGCCAGAGCAUGUCCCGCAGCAAGUCCAACACCCGCGAACGACCGAUCCGCGGCCAGUCCGACUCUGCGGAGCAAGACCGAGAAGGCGGCCAGCGCAGAACUCGCCGCUACCGCUACUCGCAGUUCCACGGCACCUUCAAGCGCUCGACGGCUGUCCAGGGUCGCUGAGGCGGCUGAGCAACGCAUGCUGGAGCUGACAGCGUCGCUCCGGUGUCUAUCUGGCAUCUCACUUUGGUGUCCUUCACUUUGGUGUCUCUCUCCCAUGUUCCCUUAAAUUGGAUCAUCUCUCAUAGGGAUAAUAUAGCAGCGUACCCAUUUUGAAACAGGA